AUGGCACCGCCCACAAUUGCGAAGCUCGCCGAUGACAACUACGCCGAAUGGGUUAUCGGCAUGGAGGCCCUCCUUGUUCGCAAGGGUCUCUGGGAGGUUACGAGCGCCCCUGCUGAUGAAACCCGCCCCUCCGGCUCUGAUAACACGAAGGCUCUCCGUCGCGUCCACCGUGCCCGCGGCUUUGGUACCCGGGUCGCGCACCGGCGCGCUUUCUGGCGCUUGUCUAAGCGCCCGGAUCAAACGAUGACAUCGUGGAUUGCUGACGUCCGCCGGGCCGCCUUCCGCCUCGAGGAGAUUGACGCCUCUAUCUCCGAUGAAGACCGCAUCCUCGUUCUCACGAAUGGCCUCCCCGAUUCGUACUCUCAGCUGGUCGUCAAUCUCGACUCUACCCUGCCUAGCGAGCUUACCAUCGAUUACGUCAUCACCCGCUUACUUAACGAAGAGUCGCGCCAA
Dichomitus squalens LYAD-421 SS1 is the source of this 453-nucleotide messenger RNA. RefSeq lists its product as uncharacterized. Lineage: Eukaryota; Fungi; Basidiomycota; Agaricomycetes; Polyporales; Polyporaceae. The record is from RefSeq and is a predicted model, not a curated record. The annotation marks the transcript as partial. The transcript is spliced from 2 exons.